Leucoraja erinaceus (little skate) is the source of this 2101-nucleotide messenger RNA. It is a transcript of the gene strap, whose product is annotated as serine/threonine kinase receptor associated protein. The record is from RefSeq and is a predicted model, not a curated record. Gene Ontology annotation, molecular function: RNA binding; protein binding. Gene Ontology annotation, cellular component: SMN complex. The transcript is spliced from 10 exons. Lineage: Eukaryota; Metazoa; Chordata; Chondrichthyes; Rajiformes; Rajidae. Gene Ontology annotation, biological process: spliceosomal snRNP assembly. The coding region runs from base 202 to 1191 and encodes 329 amino acids.
UCACAUCCGCCCCGCUGGGCCGCGCUGCUGGCUGGGGUGAGGGCCCCCGGCUCCCUGUGUCGUCACAUCCGCCCCGCUGAACCGGGCCGCGCUGCUGGUUGGGGUGAGCGGAGCCGGGAACAACGGCGGCGCCCAAAGCCGGGGAGAGGUCGUUGGGGAAGAAAGCUGCACUGCCUAGUAGCAGUGUCCUGAGUACUGGAGAUGGCGAUGAGACAGACUCCACUCACCUGCAGUGGCCACACGAGACCUGUGGUCGACUUGGCUUUCAGUGGAACAACAGCAUAUGGCUUCUUCCUAAUCAGCGCAUGCAAAGAUGGCAAGCCCAUGAUGCGCCAGGGUGACACAGGGGACUGGGUUGGAACGUUUCUGGGUCACAAAGGUGCUGUCUGGGGAGCCACGUUAAACAAAGAUGCCAACAGAGCGGCAACUGCAGCAGCGGAUUUCUCAGCCAAAGUAUGGGAUGCUGUGACAGGUGAUGAAAUGCUCACUUUAGCCCACAAACAUAUUGUCAAAGCCGUGGACUUUACUCAGGAUAGUAACAACUUGCUUACGGCUGGGCAAGAUAAAGUGUUGCGUAUCUAUGAUAUGAACAAAACUGAAGCAGAGCCUUUGGAGAUCAGUGGCCAUAGUUCUGGCAUUAAGAAAGCACUGUGGUGUAAUAACGACAAGCAGAUACUCUCGGCAGCUGAUGACAAGACAGUCAGGCUCUGGGACAGGGCUAGUAUGACUGAGGUGCAGACGCUGAAUGUAGCUUCACCUGUAAGCUGUGUGGAGUACAUACCUGACGGGGAGAUCGUGGUUUUAACCUAUGGCAAAACCGUCGCUUUUCACAAUGCACUCAGUCUAGAGUUGAUCAAAUCAUUUGACGCACCAGCUUCAAUCAACUCAGCUUCUCUUCACCCCGAGAAAGAUGUUUUUGUUGCAGGAGGUGAUGACUUCAAAUUGUACAAGUUUGACUACAAUACCGGCGAGGAUUUAGAGUCAUACAAAGGUCAUUUUGGUCCCAUUCACUGCGUGAGGUUUAGUCCCGAUGGAGAGCUGUACGCCAGCGGUUCAGAAGAUGGAACCCUUCGUCUUUGGCAGACAACUGUUGGCAAAACGUAUGGAUUGUGGAAGUGUGUACUCCCUGAGGAACUUGGCUCUGAAAACUCUGAUUCCAUCUACGGCACGCCUCCAGAGGUAAAAGCUUGAACUGACAGCUUGAGAGACACUAGCGAGCAAGAUGCAGACCAAGCUCUGAGUCAACAAGCAGAAGAGUGCGUCCUCCAUUUUGUGUUAACAGCAAAUGCAGACAGCUAAAUGGACUCUUAUCGAUAACUUAAAAUCUGUUAACUGUCUAAAAGACAAGCACUUCGUGUCUGCAAGUAAAAUAGUAGACCUGUGCAUAUUCAGCACAGCUGCUUAGCAUCUUAGUGUUUUAUUGAAUCUGCUCAACGACGCCAGUGUAUAUAAAGUAAUGACCAAUUUCUGCUCACAAAGUGCUGAAGCUACAGCUGUAACAUCAUGGAUUCAGAUGUUUUCCUUUAAGAAUGGAAUUUUUCAUAUAAAGGUUCAGUGCUAAUAUAUUGGUUUACAAUUAAAGUUAUUUAGUUUGCCAUUUUUCAUUUUAAAUGGCCUGCAGUUUAUCAUCAUUUGCAGCAAUUUGUAUAAAUUAAAAGUGUUGAGCAGUAUUAAAUUGGCCCAAACAUGUCAUCAAACAAGGCAUCCUAAAGCUCAUUUUGUAAUUCUAUGGGUAUUUACACCAAAUUAAUAGUUUGGAUUCUGCAACUGAAAACAUACAUUCAGAAGUAUGCUGAUUUUGAUUCCUUAUUAAUGCUCCUUGUAUCUGUUUUGCCCUCUCAGCGAGGCAAUAAUUAUUUGCAGCAAUUGCAUAAGUGCCUUGGCUUGUUAGGAAAUGUUUCUGGUUUUAUACCUUGUGUUCUGCAAUGUACACAGGCAACGUUAUAUUAUUCUAUAGAUCAGCUAGCUUACAGAAUUAAAACGAGACCUGCCUGUAGUUAUUCCAAGUCUGUGAACGUACAUUUUUUUGUCCACCUGAUCAUUGCUGAAACUCCUGCCCUGGCUUCUGAAUAAACUAUGUCCCUUCAAUCCGACAUUAAAA